This is a messenger RNA of Daphnia pulicaria, 944 nucleotides long. RefSeq lists its product as uncharacterized. Bases 143 to 820 code for a protein of 225 amino acids. NCBI's taxonomy places the organism in Eukaryota, Metazoa, Arthropoda, Branchiopoda, Diplostraca, Daphniidae. The transcript is spliced from 3 exons. The record is from RefSeq and is a predicted model, not a curated record.
CGGUACUCCGGCCGGACGACAACUUGACAACAUUGUAUAGUGACAGAAAUAGAAAAAAGUGAAAGCAGUUUGUUUAUCAUUGUUGUUAAUUUUGUCAUGUUUUAGAUUAAGAUAAGUGAGCUAAUAUUCUUAUUAUAUAAAAAUGGAAUGGGAUAGAAAUGUAACAGCUCUACUACCAAAAGACGCAAGAUGGCAAGAUUUGAUACCACAGUUAAAGUGUCCUCAAUGUCAAAUGUACCAAGGCUCCAGCAUAUCAAACUUAGAACGACAUGUUAUAUUGCACUGUAAAUGCAGGCCAACUUUGAUGAAAAAUCACUACAUUAAAAAACUUAAACAUUUAUGUGCACGGGUUCAUUCUGCAGAGGAAGAUGUAUUGGACUACGUGAGAUUGGCCUUAGAAGCAAAAUUGCUGCAGUGGAGAAAAGAGGGAAUGCCUGAAAUACCUCUUCUCUUAAGGCAAAAUGACAUUCAGUCUGCACAGAAAAAAGUAUCCAAAAAUCAUUCAAAACUGUUAGAUCUUUGGAGAUUGUGGCACCAAGAAGUGGACAGUGUUAGUCUGGAAUUCAACACCUCUGAGCUGCUUCAACUUAUGACAGAAGCUGAAGGUUUGGAAUGGGAACCUUGUGAUGACAUCCUUCCUCCUCUUAGACAGGGAGAUGAUCAUCAGUUUAAUCUCGAGCUCAUGUCAGAAGUUACAGGCAAAUUGAAGCAAAUGCAGUCUUUAUCACCUGAAGAAAUGAACAUUGAAGACGAGAAUAUUGAGAGAUUAGAAAAAGAAGCCAGGAUAAAUGACGGGUGGCCUACCCGUCUUUCCAUUUAAGAUUUAAUACUUACUUAAUACUUAUACAUGAAUUCAUUGUUCUUAACAAAUGCAGUGGUCCAUUUCUGUAUCUGUAAAUUCUUUUCAAUUUGUUAAUCAGUGGAUACAAUGAAUUUUUCUUUCA